AUGACAAAACCUUUAAUCAUUUAUUAUAGUAAUAUUAAAUCUCUUUCAGGUGAAAUUGCUCAUAAACUUGCAUUAGCUGUACAUGGUGAUAUUUAUGAAGUUAAAACUCCAAAACUCUAUUACAGAUCACAAUUAAAUCGUGAUGGAACCAAUAAAAUUAGUAAAAUUCCUAUUAUUUAUGAUGCUUUAGAUUUUACUCCUUAUAAUCCUAUUUAUAUAGUUGGUGAAACUUCAGGAAAAUAUGUUAUAGGUCCAAUUCGUUCAUGGAUGGAACAAAAUAAAUCAAUAUUAACUGGUAGUGAAAAAGAAUUUGUCUAUUGUAUUUUUGGGAGAAAACCAGAUCGUUCAAUUAAAUCUAUGAAAGCUAUUCUAGGACAACCACGAGAUAUCAUUAUGAUUGACACAUUUGAAUAUCCAUUAGAUCUUCAUACUUUUCUUCAUCCUUCUCUUCCUACAACUAAGAAAAACGAACCUUUUAAACUAAAACUCCAACAUUUUAUUCAUUCUUAA
Entamoeba dispar SAW760 is the source of this 510-nucleotide messenger RNA. RefSeq lists its product as uncharacterized. NCBI's taxonomy places the organism in Eukaryota, Evosea, Mastigamoebida, Endamoebidae. Bases 1 to 510 code for a protein of 169 amino acids. The record is from RefSeq and is a predicted model, not a curated record. The transcript has 2 exons.